AUGAUAUACAAAGAUGGUGAACUGCUCUGUACCACACAUAGAGGCGCUGGCCCCCUAGCCUGCAGCUACACAGCUGGAUCCGUAGCGCUAUACGAAGGUUUACGGAGACUUCUCAAAAUAAUUCCCGCAAACAAUCCAAACGCCCUGCAGGGUCUCCAUUUUCACGGUCCCACUGUCGCUUCUCACGUCACUGGAAACAGGCCCACUGACCGUAAAAGGCCCAAUACUACGGCUCCUGUGGAACCUGAUCCUUCAAAUGCAACGUCGCAAAGCCCGCAUACGACUACAAUUUAUAUUUGGACACUGCGGUGUAGUAAAAAAUGA
This is a messenger RNA of Trypanosoma theileri, 324 nucleotides long. RefSeq lists its product as uncharacterized. Bases 1 to 324 code for a protein of 107 amino acids. The record is from RefSeq and is a predicted model, not a curated record. NCBI's taxonomy places the organism in Eukaryota, Euglenozoa, Kinetoplastea, Trypanosomatida, Trypanosomatidae. The transcript has a single exon.